Physeter macrocephalus (sperm whale) is the source of this 2010-nucleotide messenger RNA. It is a transcript of the gene C4H1orf87, whose product is annotated as chromosome 4 C1orf87 homolog. Lineage: Eukaryota; Metazoa; Chordata; Mammalia; Artiodactyla; Physeteridae. The record is from RefSeq and is a predicted model, not a curated record.
AUGGACUCCUAUAGCAAGUGUUUAACGGCACGGCAAUCUGCCCGAAAACUCUAUGGCACACUUAUCCUAUAUGAUCUUCACGUCCUUGGUCUACCCCAGGCUCUGGGAAAGAAAACGAAGCUUAAGGGAAAGAGCGGGACAAGGCGUGGCCACACAAGUGAGAGAGAUGGACUUCAAGAAGGACGCUCACAGAUCUUCAAGGAAGUUCCAAAGACCAGGUUUGAAAAAAACAUCCAGACUAUUCGCCUCUCAGCAGCCACACCCUGGGCACCCGCGGAGAAGGCCCCAGCCUCCCGCAGGAUGCUACAGUUGCCUAGUGGAAAAUCCAGAGAAAGAGUUUUACUUAAUUUCCACCCCCAAGGAUUUGAAGAGGUUUUGAGAAUUGUGUCUUCAGUUUGGAAGACUGCCUGUGGAUCAAAUGCGAUGCCUGAGAUGAUGGUGAAAAUCACUGGAAGUAAACACUUUCGAUACCUUGUGGAGAAGCCAAAGAUCAAGGAGAAUGAGAACUUGAAGGCAGAAACUCAAACAGUUCUCCAGAAAUCAGUGACUGGUACUGCAAAGCAGAUUAGCAGAGCCCCAGCUUCUACUAAUCCCACAGAUCAUCAAAUCAAUCAUGACCCAGAUGAUGUGGAAAAGAGCAAGCACCCAGAGAAAAACCAGAAACCAGAGGGCAACCAGAAACUCCGAACGGGAGCACUUAGUUGCAGAUUUCUGAAUGGUAGGAUUCCCAACCAGGAAAAUGUCUACUGCAGCUCUGUACCAACUGGAGACCAGUCCCUGUCCUAUAUCCAUGACCUCCCCAGGAGAAACCUUAGAGACUGAUCCUUAGAACAGAUGGCAAGGGACAGCUCUGACCAACCCAAUGAUAUUGGCCAGAGGCCAAGUGGAAAAACAAAAGAAGACACUUUUCUUCUUCUGGUCAGAAGAGAACUCAAGUCAUGCCUUUUGAGUUCUGGCUUAUUAGACAAGCUUCAGAAAGAGCAAGAUCCUGUCUCUUCAGGAUUUCUUCUCCAAUCUCAGCUGAGCCGCCUCUUCUUGAGGCUUGAGGUCCCUCUGCAGUUACCAACAGUCAAGAUCCUUUGCCAGCGAUUUUCUGGAAGGGGAUCUCCUGAAAUGGUGAGUUAUGAAAAGCUACUCUGGUUUUUAAAAGUUGCAGUUUCAGAUGAUCCACAGCAAAACAAAAGAGUUGAGGACAACAAGGUGAAAGAAACUCAGGGUGGUAGCCAUCAAAGUACUGCCCCUCAAGACUCCAACUCCCAGUCAGAAGUGAACCACCACCUGUUGGAGAUCUUGAAGAUGGCACUAAGGGCAACCAAGGGCAAACUCAACAUGGAGAAUCUCAACCUGAGUUUUCGAAAAGAAGAUCGCUCGUUCUCUGGCUACCUGUCCCCACCCAAGGUCAGGGCUAUAUGUGGGAAACAUGGAUUAUAUUUGACUUUGAGCCUUCUGGAAACAUUGCUUAACCAUCAAGAUUUGGGUUAUCAGGACAGAAUAAAAUGGCAGAAUUUUGUUGAGUUGUUGAGCAGAGCUUCAUCUUAUUUGUCAUCUGAUUUGCCUCCCAGAAAGAAAGGAAAGGAAACCUCUGCUACUCCAGUGCAUCCUGAAGUUAAUGAGGUAUCUCAAGGAAAAACUGAACAUAUGAAAACUCCAGAAAAGGAUUUGCAGCCAGAAAACCCUCCUGCUGAGACUUCAGCCCCCAAAGAUCUCCUGAGCGCUUUGAAGAUCAGGCCAGUCUCACAGCCUUUUGUCAGUCCAGUGAUGAAAAACAUGUCUGAAGAAUGUGAGACAUGGAUCGACAGGCUCAGGAAGCUAGAAAAUGCCUUCUACCUCUGUGAUCUGAGUAAUACAGGAGGUCUGGAGAAGGAACGAGCCAGAUGCCUCAUUCACAACUACAAUCUCAUUUACAACCUGUCCCUGAGCCCUCGGAAAAUUGACCAAGCCUUGCGGAGAUUCCAUGCUGGAGAAAAUAUGCUCUUGGAGCCAGCGCUUCAGUACUUAAAGGAGCUAUGA